This is a messenger RNA of Culex pipiens pallens (northern house mosquito), 1483 nucleotides long. RefSeq lists its product as uncharacterized. The transcript has 2 exons. Lineage: Eukaryota; Metazoa; Arthropoda; Insecta; Diptera; Culicidae. Gene Ontology annotation, molecular function: DNA binding. Gene Ontology annotation, cellular component: SWI/SNF superfamily-type complex. The record is from RefSeq and is a predicted model, not a curated record. Bases 475 to 819 code for a protein of 114 amino acids.
UUUCUUGUUUAAAAAAUGAAAACUUUUACUGCUACAUUUUUUGAAAAUUUCCUUACUAACUGAUUUAAAAGUCUUAAUUUUUAAUACGACUGUAUAAUUUCUUUCAUUUUGACGUUCUCGUGCAACCGUGUACGCCUAAGUUCCAAAUGUAAACAAACAUUUUGGUGGGUUCGGUGGUGCCUGGUGAGUCCAGAACGCGAAUCAAAGCCGACCACGGUAGCAGCCAGGACUCGGGUGCGGACACCUUCGUAAGCCAAACAGCAGCAGCGAAACGCCGGCGAAGGAUGGUGGUGCUUGUGCGGGACGAGGUCGAGGGUUCGAAAAGGCCAUGUCUGCAGCUUCCUGCAGGACCUGCAGCUGUUUCACGACCGGAAUGGGUUAGAAGGAAGCUUGGGUGUUUUUUGAUUGAUUUUGUUUGUGAAUACAAACUAAAAAAACGCUCAACCAAACCACGAUUUUGUUUGUUUUUGUAGGAUGGGAGGUAGGAAUGUGGACUCGAACCGGUUGUAUUCGGUGAUGGUGACCCGGGGAUGGUGGUUGAAGGUCGAUUCCCGUGAGGACUCGGACGAGAUCAUCGAGGAGAUGGCGCUGCCGACGCGUUGGGUGAACAAGGAGAUUGCGUUGAAGAAGAAUAACAUCCGAUUUUUGGACAAGUACGAGAAAGGAUCCGACGAAGAGGAGGACGGCAAGAAGCGGCAUAAUCGGAGGUGGUCAGCGCGGAUGUUGCACUCGAUGUCGGCGGUUCACAAUACCGCAACUUCCCGCCCACAAACGCUCACAUCGCGACGGCGCAGCUUCAGCUGGGGACAGCGAGCAUGAAAAAUCUGUGUCAUUGUGGAAGGAGGAUGAAGUGCUCGAAAUGGCUCGAAAUCAAAUUCCGUUCCGAGGUCCUCAUCAACCCCAUGUUCCGGUUGCGCUUCCAGGUUCUGGAAUUCCCUGUUCAGGCACUUCACUUCUCAGCCGGGAAACGUCGACCACCCUUCCCGAAUCAACAGCCAACUUCUCCAAACCUGUCCUGAUGAAGGCCGGCAAUGGACCAUCCUGUUCGCUACUUUGCUGUCGCGCGUCGAAACGUCCAUCCGGAACCGUCCAGCUUGGGGUCUUCGGAAGUUACCGUUAACGUACCGUAAUAAUCGGUACAGCUUGGACUCGGAUGUUAGCCAGAAGCGUUAAAUACAAUAACAACAUGUUUUUUUUAACUUACUGUUUAAAACUUUUAAAAAUAAAUAUAAAAUAAAGCACAUUUUUUCUGAAAUUAACACUGUAUUAUUAAAUGUUGUUUAUUCUUGCCAUAAAAGGUUUCUUUUCCAAUUAAAAGUAAAACACUUUUACCGAUACAACGAUUUUGUUCCAUAAAUGCAUGGUAGUAUCAAAAACUUUUCAACUUUUAAAUUAAAAAGUUUGAACUUUCUACGAAUAUUCACCAACGCGAACUUUUAAUCCAACGAACGAUCUUUUUAAAUUUAGAGUAUUUUUUCUUUGU